Diatraea saccharalis (sugarcane borer) is the source of this 1172-nucleotide messenger RNA. The record is from the annotation of a GenBank genome assembly. Lineage: Eukaryota; Metazoa; Arthropoda; Insecta; Lepidoptera; Crambidae.
GACAGUGACAAUUGUGAAAUUAGCGAUAUUGCGAUGCGAAUUGGAUUUUCGUCACUGUCUAUUAGACUUUAUCAGCAAAGAAAAGUAUUUUAUAUUUAUGCUCAAUAUAUAGUUUAAAAAGAAAUAGUUUUAUAUAAGAUUAUCCAAUCAUCAUGAAUCCAAUUUCAAUGGACAAAGAUGAACCUUCAUCUUUGUUGUCAUUUUCAACAAAUCACCCGCUAGAACAAUUUGUACUGUUAGCAAAAGGUGCUAAAGGUUUUGCGUGUGCAGAACUCAUCAAGCAAGUCCUAGAAGCACCAGGAGUGCAUGUAUUUGGUGAACUUUUAGAAAUCCCAAACAUUAAAGAGUUAGAAACUGGACCAUAUGCAACACACUUCAAAACACUCAAUCUAUUCGCCUAUGGGACAUAUAAAGAAUAUUUGGAGAACAAAUCAGAGUACUUAGAACUCACUCCUGUGCAAUGUAAGAAGUUACAACACCUUACAAUUGCAACACUCGCUACUCAAGAGAAAUGUAUUCCCUAUAGUGUGCUACUUAAAGAAUUGGACAUAAAGAAUGUGAGAGAUUUAGAAGAUCUGAUCAUAGAAGCUAUUUAUGCAGAUAUAAUUCAUGGUAAACUUGACCAAGAAUGCAAGAGGGUAGAAGUAGACGUAGCACUAGGUCGUGAUGCACGCCUCGAAGAUGCAUCAUCUAUUGCAGAUGUUCUUGCUGAUUGGUGCAAUGCAUGUGAACAGGUGUUGAGCUCCGUCGACAGGCACAUACAACGAGCCAAUCACGUUAAGCAGAAAGCUAUAAGACAUCAACAAGGCAUAGAGCAAGAGAUAGUUUACAUAAAGAAGACAUUAAAAACUCAACUGGAGAAUGAAGACUCUGCUUCUGGUGGAGGGGCUGAAACACACUCUGCACCGAAGAAGAAUUCUGGCAAAGGGAAAACUCCUCGCACCACCGCCAAGUUUUGGCAGAAAAAUACAUAACCACAAUUAAUUCAAAAAAAAUAUUCAGAUAUAUUUGAUGUGAAUAACUUUUGGGAUGACUGAUGAAUUUGAUAAUAUCAAAACAAAUAACAAAUAGAUUUAUGAAUAUUCCACAAGUUGCUCACAUCAAAUCUUCUGGAAGUAAGAAAUAUUUGUAAUUUGUGAUAAUGAUAAAUAAACGUUAGGUGUAUAUCUUUU